Messenger RNA from Xiphophorus maculatus (southern platyfish), 3812 nucleotides. RefSeq names its product E3 ubiquitin-protein ligase TRIM21-like. NCBI's taxonomy places the organism in Eukaryota, Metazoa, Chordata, Actinopteri, Cyprinodontiformes, Poeciliidae. The transcript has 2 exons. Gene Ontology annotation, molecular function: zinc ion binding; protein binding. The coding region runs from base 487 to 2151 and encodes 554 amino acids. The record is from RefSeq and is a predicted model, not a curated record.
UGACCUUCAGCUCAUCCAAUGACAUCAUUUCUUCCUCCUUCUGUUGCAACAUUGUUGAUCUGCUGUGUUCUCAGUUUAACUUUGGGACAGCUCCUGCGUCUCCUGUCCUUUAGGAAGGUUAACAGAUAACAGACGACUGAUUACAGAACCACUCCAACUGUCACAUGCCAAUGUGCCGCUGGGCAAGGCAUUUAACCCCAGGUAGACUGAGAUCUGAGUUGCAUGUGAAUGUGUUUCACAUGGUGCAACUCCAGGUCCAGUGGAAGACGAACACAUCGGCAUUUCUUUGCUCUCCUGCAGACAACGGUGGACACAGAAGAUAUCGUCUGAUUUUUAAGUGAAUCUCUUGGUGGAAACGAGUUCACUGCUGAAACGGUCCGAAAGGAUCUUUAAUGAGGUCUGAUUAUUUCGACAUACUGAGUGUCAUCAGGACACGGUCUAAAGUCUGAAGACAGAAGUGGGCAGGUCUGUGGAUUCUAUUCAGACAUGUCUUCUGGCAGCAGCCGGCGGUCUGAGGAUCAGUUUCUGUGCUCCAUCUGUCUGGAUGUGUUCACUGAUCCAGUCAGCACACCAUGUGGACACAACUUCUGCAAGACCUGCAUCACUCAGGACUGGGACGGAAAUGUUCCCUACAAAUGUCCUCUGUGUAAUGAACAUUUCACCUGCAGACCUCAGCUCAGAGUCAACACCUUCAUCAAAGAGAUGGUUGAUCAGUUCAGACGUGAAGCUCAGCAGGAAGCCAGCAGCAGCUCAGAGCAACAAGCUGCCAAGCCAGGAGAAGUUCCCUGUGACGUCUGCACUGGACCCAAACUGAAGGCCCUGAAGUCCUGCAUGGUGUGUCUGACCUCCUACUGCCAGACUCACCUGGAGCCUCACCUGACCGCUCCACGUCUGAAGACUCAUCAGCUGAUGGAGCCGGUGGAGAACCUGGAGGACAGGAUGUGUCUGCAGCACGAUAAACCUCUGGAGCUGUUCUGUAGGAACGACCAGACAUGCGUCUGCUUGGUCUGUCCUGUUUUAGACCACAAGAACCACGAGCUGGUUCCUCUGAGAGAAGAAUCUGAAGGAAAGAAGGCAGAGCUGAGGAAGAUGGAGGCUGAAGUUCAGGAGAUGAUCCAGGAGAGACGACUGAAGAUCCAGGAGAUCAGAGAGUCGGUGAAGAUCAGUAAAGAUGCUGCAAACAGAGAGAAAGCAGAAGGUGUUCAGGUCUUCACGGCUCUGAUAGAGUCUGCUGAGAGAGGCCUGAAGGAGCUCCUCAAGGAGAUCCAAGACAAACAGGAAACUACAGAGAAACAGGCUGAAGACUUCAUCAGAGAUCUGGAACAGGAGAUCUCUGAGCUGAAGAAGAGGAGCUCUGAGGUCAAGCAGCUCUCACAGGAUGAAGAUCACCUCCACCUCCUCCAAAGCUUCUCCUCCCUGAAAGAUGCUCCACCCACCAAGACCUGGACAGAGGUCAGAGUUCAUCCACCAUCACAUGAGAGGACUGUAGUGAGAGCUGUGGCUCAUCUGGAGGAGACGAUCAGGGAAAAGAAGAUGAAGAAGCUCCUAGAGGUUGAGCUCAAGAGUGUCCAGCAGUUUGCAGUGGCUGUGACUCUGGAUCCUGAUACGGCUCAUCUUGAUCUCAUCCUGUCUGAUGAUGGAAAACAAGUGAGAGAUGGAGAUAUGAGGAAAAAUCUUCCAGACAAUCCAGAGAGAUUUUCUAAGUGUGUUUUUGUUUUAGCAGAGCAGAGUUUCUCUUCAGGCAGAUUUUACUUUGAGGUUCAAGUUAAAGGAAAGACUGACUGGACUUUAGGAGUGGUUAGAGAAUCUGUUGACAGGAAAGGAAACAUCACUCUGUGUCCUCAGAACGGUUUCUGGACUGUUGGGUUGAGAAAUGGAAAUUCUUACAAAGCUGCUGCUGGACCUUCAGUCUGGCUCUUUCUCCAUCCUGGUCCUCAGAAGGUGGGGGUGUUUGUGGAUUAUGAGGAGGGUCUGGUCUCCUUCUAUGAUGUAGAUGCUGCUGCAAUGAUCUACUCCUUUACUGGCUGCUGCUUCAAGGAGAAACUCUACCCAUUGUUCAGUCCUGGCCUUAGUGAUGAAGGUAAAAACUGUUCUCCUCUGAUCAUCUGUCCUGUUUAUCACACUAGUUGUUGCUCUGAUGAAGCUCCAUGAAGAAUGAAUCUGUAGGUGAAGCCCUUCUGGUGCAGAGGUGAGCUUUGUCCACCUGCAAUAUGCUGUAAAGGCCAUCAGAAAGUGAACACGUUUCCCUGGGUAAAGUGUGGGCAGUCCUUGGAAGGUAAGGGGCAUGGUCAAGACUCUGCAUCAUGGUAAUCUCUUAAGUGCUUUAACACCAAAUAUUGGUCAGGAAAAUGGGUGAUUUGCCUAAAAUCACCCAUUUUGACCGUUUGUGCAAAACUAAAGCUGCAUGAAAAGGUCACUGUUGAGAUCUGAUCCAACAGCCUACCAGGUGGGAGCAAAGGCAGUUAAACCAGUCGGCCACUAAAGCUGACCAAGGUUCACAUAGUCCAUACAUAUCAGGGGUCAGGGUCAAUGACUUCCAUUGGUUCCUCUUAGGGGGAACUUGUGCAAUGUGUACCUAGACUAUGAGCGCCCUUCCCUGGAAAGCUGGGGAAGUAGAUCUCUGCCAUGUAUGCAGAACAUACCAACCGUGGGAAGAUGGCAGAUAUCUGUGCUUUGGCACAGUACCAGGUACCAACAGGGAAGUCAAGCAACAAGUUUUGUGCAGGUGCCCUAAAGGUUUCAAAGUUUGAAAUGUGACUUCCUCUAUCCCACACCCUGUCAUGAUAACAGGUCCCACAGACCCACAGACGGCUCAUUUCUUCCAUGCCCCCAGACCCACGUCUGAUGCAACCUGGCACAGGUAAGACUCUGUCUUAAAGCGAAGGCUCAGACAAUCGCAACGAGCUCACAGACAUGGCAGAGAGUACGGCCUGUCUUCUCCUGGAUGGAAGAAGGAACCAUUCAUCCAGAGCAGGGGGGCCCAAAGUGGGUCCUGGAGGCCCGGCAUCCUGCAUGUUUUAGUCUCUCCCUGGUACCAACAACCUUCUCAGCAGGUCAAUGUUCUUCUUAGAUCUCUAACGAGCCGUCGUUGAAUCCAGGUGCGUUAAACCAGGGAGAGACUAAAACAUGCAGGAUGCCGGCCCUCAGGGACCCACUUUGGGCCCCUGAUCCAGAGUGUUGACCUGCCCUUUAUGCACCUCGUCACCCCUCAAAGGGCCUGGUAGGGAGCAAAGUGUCUGCCGAUACUUUACUGUUAAUUUCAGUGAAAAAUAACUGGAUACAUCAGUGAUGAAGUAUGAAAAUAAAAACCUGGUCUGGAGAAAAUGUUAUUUAUUUAUCUUUGCUGUUAAACAUUUUCUAUCUGUAAUUAGAACAUUUCUGCCUGGCCUGUGUUUUUCUUUUUCAUUUUCAUGUGACUGUGUUAAUGUAACGACAGGAAAAUUAAAUAAACUGUACAAAGAAAUCUUGUCUACUUGUAUUUCGAAUUUGACAAAAAUGGCACAAAAUCCAAGUUUUCUGGAAAUGUUUUUGUGGUGAUGCUCAGAUGAUGGCGGCUUUGGAGAAAACCAGUUUACAGACAGAGGUUCUGCCUGAUCUUCUGGCAGCUCUGGCUUCUUCCAGGGAUCAGUGGACACAAAAAUGCAUUUACAUCAAAAUGGCCCCAGUUUGUUUCCUGAGAAGUGAAAAUGAAUGAUUAAAAUUACAUGAAAAGUAGUAAGUUAAUGCAAACCUACCGACCGGGCGUGCCGUGGUGGCGGAGGGAUUAGCGCGACCCACAUUCAGAGGCAACGUGGCUUCGACGUGGCUGUCGC